This is a messenger RNA of Cydia amplana, 1468 nucleotides long. It is a transcript of the gene Loxl2, whose product is annotated as lysyl oxidase homolog 3A. Gene Ontology annotation, cellular component: membrane. Gene Ontology annotation, molecular function: copper ion binding; protein-lysine 6-oxidase activity. Gene Ontology annotation, biological process: peptidyl-lysine oxidation. The transcript has 9 exons. Bases 8 to 1456 code for a protein of 482 amino acids. The record is from RefSeq and is a predicted model, not a curated record. NCBI's taxonomy places the organism in Eukaryota, Metazoa, Arthropoda, Insecta, Lepidoptera, Tortricidae.
UGUUACCAUGAAAUCUGCAGUGAAAUGUUUCAUUAUUGUAGCGGUACUAGUGGAAGUCACUAGUCGUGAUUUCAACGACACGGAAAGGGCCGCCCGCGCUGCUUUCGUUCAGAGGCUUCUAAACAAGCAAAAACUGGCUGAAGGGAGAUUAAGGCUUGUCGGCGGUCCGAACCAAUUUGAAGGCAACGUAUACAUCUACCACGGGGGCCGGUGGGGCGCCGUUUGUGACGACUCUUGGGACGACGCAGCUGCCCAGGUAGUCUGCAGGCGCUGGAACCGGAGCGGAGUCGCCACACACGCUGCGCAGUACGGAGAGGCGAAAAGAAAGUUCUGGAUGGACGACGUAGUCUGCGAAGGCACGGAGCCAUCCCUGAACCACUGCAUCUUCAGCGGCUGGGGCUCAUCUGACUGCGAACCUUCUGAAGCCGCUGGCGCCAUCUGUACUGAAACUCCAGUGGCGCUGGUGAAGCCGAGAAGAAAGAGCUUACUGGAGACGCUAGAUGGCGAUACUCGGUUGAGGCUUGUUGGUGGGAGAAGUCACAAUGAAGGGGGAGUUGAGAUAUACUACAACGGCGAAUGGGGCAGUAUUUGCGCAGACGGUUGGUCUCUCUACGAGGCCAUAACCGUCUGCCGGCAUUUAGGCCUCGGGUACGCGGCGCAGGCCUCGCAAACGAACGUGUUUGGGGCCUCGAAGAUCGUCCUGAGCGGCGUGGAGUGCCAGGGGAAUGAGAAGAGUCUGUUUCAGUGCAGUCAUGAAGAUAUCGGGACGGUUAAGUGCUCAGGGGAUGUGGGUCACGUGGCAGCAGUGGUGUGCACAGACCGCCUCGCAGAUUUAGAGUUAGACACCGUAGCCAUAGAAAGAUCGGCACAUCUUCAAGACGUUCCUAUGUAUCUUCUGCAAUGCGCUAUGGAAGAAAACUGCCUGAGCAAGACCGCAUACGAGAUCCAAAAAACCAAUCCCGCCUGGCAGUAUGAGACCCGGCGCCUACUACGGUUCACCGCGGCUUCUCUUAACAUCGGCAACGAUGAGUUCCGGCCCUACUUACCUAAACAUCUGUGGCAGUGGCAUCUUUGUCACAUGCACUACCACAGCAUGGAAGUAUUUGCAACGUUUGAUGUCCUCAAUGCGACUGGGCACAGAGUGGCAGAGGGCCAUAAGGCCUCCUUCUGUCUAGAAGACAAUACCUGCUUACCGGGUGUGGAGAAGAAAUAUUCUUGCAAGAAUUAUGGAGAUCAAGGCAUAUCCGUCAAUUGCUCCGACAUUUACAUGUACAACAUCGACUGCCAAUGGGUCGAUGUUACCGACGUUGAGUUGGGUGACUACACUUUUAAGGUAGCGGUGAAUCCACACGCCCGUAUAGCAGAGCAGCAGUUCCACAAUAACGCAGCGACGUGUGUACUACGGUUAUCAGAGACAUACGCGAGUGUGUACGGCUGCACGCUUGGACGACCUUAGAUUUUAAUAUAA